This is a messenger RNA of Paramecium tetraurelia, 1032 nucleotides long. RefSeq lists its product as uncharacterized. Gene Ontology annotation, molecular function: ubiquitin binding. Lineage: Eukaryota; Ciliophora; Oligohymenophorea; Peniculida; Parameciidae. The transcript has 5 exons. The record is from RefSeq and is a predicted model, not a curated record.
AUGGACACAACAAAUGCCCCUUAAAUUAUUGAGCAUCUCAAUAAAUCACUAAACUUCACUCCUUUUGUCACAAGAUGGAUUCCAGGAACUGCAAAAUUUGUAUUAUGUGGUCAGCCACCUAAAGCAAACGGAAUUAUUGAAAUAUUGUAGUUGAAUAAAACAGAACUUCAAACCUUAGCAUCAAUUGAAUAACCUAAAGGAAUAAAAUGUGGAUAAUUUUUGGAUAAUUUAUUUGCAUUUGGUGAUUUUGAUGGAAAACUGAAAGUUAUAGAUCUAGAAACUAGAAAAACCACAUUUGAAGUUAAGGCACACGAUCAAAUAAUUAAUUCGAUUGAUACUUGUUUCAAUAUUGGAGCUCCUGAAAUUGUAACUGGUUCCAGAGAUGGAUGUGUAAGAGUAUGGGAUCCAAGAUAAGCAGCCCCAGUUGUAUCAUUAGAGCCCAUAGGAAAAGAUGUUAUACCUGAUGCUUGGAGUGUUGCAUUUGGUAAUUCAUAUAAUGAUGAACGUGUUAUUGCCUGUGGUUAUGAUAAUGGAGAUAUUAAGCUAUUUGAUCUAAAAUAAAAUCAGUUGAUUUGGGAUACUAAUGUAAAAAAUGGAAUCUGCGGGAUUGAAUUUGAUAGAAAGGAUAUCUAAAUGAAUAAGUUAAUAGCCACUACCUUAGAAAGCAAAAUUAAUGUUUUUGAUUUGAGAACUUUCAAUAAUGGGUAUGCAUCACUAACACAUGAAGGAUAAAAGUCCACUAUUUGGGGAGUCAAACAUUUACCUUAGAACAGAGAUGUAUUUGCAACCCAGGGAGGAGAUGGUGCUUUAAAUAUUUAUAAAUAUUCGUAUCCAUCAUAAAGAUAGAUCUAAGAUGCUGAAGGAAAACCUAAGGGAGUUAUAGGAAAAUUAGAAUUACUCAACAAAUAAGAGAUAUGUUAACAGCCGAUUUCAUCUUUGGAUUGGAAUUCUGACAAAUUGGGACUGGCUUGUUUGUGCGGGUUGGAUUAAACUUGUAAAGUAAUUAUUGUUACCAAAUUAAAUUUGUAUUGA